CUCAAAAGCUUGCAAUGGCCAAUGGCAGAGGCGAAGAAACGCUGUCUGCGAUAGAUCUGAAGAGCCUCUGCCGACACAGAAGCGAUGUAAGACAGAAGCGAUGUAAGCACGUGGAUGGAAGUGAUGUUCUUGGAUGCCACUGAUCUUCCCUGUCUUCGUCUUUUCCUCGUGUGUCCCUUCUGCAGCCGUCUUCCAUACAGCCGCCUCUGCCAUCAUGGGUCUGCAAACGAAGCACCUACAUCCGUUGGCGCUCGUCAUCCUGCUCAUCUUCGCUGACCUCGCCCGUGUCGGGAGUGCGGCCCAGCAGGCCGUCGGGCGGCUCACAAGACUGCAGAGAUACCAGCCCAAGGGUGUGCAGUCGCUGCUGGCCGGCGAGUCCAUGAAAUUGCAGCAGCGGCAGAACUUCAACAUCGCAUCGGAAGAGGCGCUCAGCGCCCAUGCGCGCGUCGAGCUGCAGGCGUCCUACACAUACCGGGUCAUCGCGGCGUACUUCGCCCGAAGCGACGUUGCGUAAGAGAGAGGGAGGGAGCGAGGGCCGCACGCGCUCAGCUGUCCGGUGAUUGGUCAUUUGGUGUCGUGUGUCACGCGGUGAUGGUUGUUCUCAGGCUCGGAGGGUUCGAGGAGUAUUUCCGGAAGAAGAGCGAGGACAGUCUCGAGAAGGCACAGACGUUCAUCGACUACAUGAACAGGCAAGAGGGAGGGGACCAAUCAACGGUGUGGACAUCGAAUACGUGUGUGUGUGUGUGUGUGUGUGUCAGUCGUGGCGGCAUCUUCAUCUUCCAGAUGCUGGAGGCGCCCCGUUACGACUGGACCAGCGCCACAGACGCCAUGAAGCAUUCACUCGCAAUGGAAUUGGACAUCAGUGACUCACUCCUCAAGGUAGGUAGAUCACCAUGUGUGUGUCUGUAUCGAUGACGCCGCUUCUGUCAGGUUCAUCGGGUGUGCACAGAGGGCGGCGAUCCGCAGUUCACCGACACACUCGAGACAUUCUUCAUGCGCCGCCAGGUCAAACCGCCACCCCACCACCCAGCCCAUCCGCCCACACACUUGCCGUGCUGUCUAAGUGCAGGUAGAACAUCUCAAGGAGAUCGCUGACCUGCUGACCAACAUCGAGAGGGUGGGCCACAAGGGCGUCGGCAUCUACAUCCUCGACCGCGCCCUCAAGCAGGGAGGCGCAGAGGGGGCGGGCGCCAACCCCAACACAGGCCUGCAGGAGGCAGAGGCCGGCGGGGAGGCGGGAGCGGCCGAGGCAGGCGCAGCCGGGGCCGGGUGAUCCAUCGAUCCAUUGAUCGAUCCACACAUGGGUUAGAGGAGAGAGAUGAGACGGGCGGGAGCUCAGCAAGGGUAUAGGAGGGGGGUUGCUGGCUGGCAGGGUUUUUUCGCAGUGGUGUGUAUGUCUGUACAUAUGAAUGAAUGGCAUAGUGAGUUGACG
This is a messenger RNA of Vitrella brassicaformis, 1432 nucleotides long. The record is from the annotation of a GenBank genome assembly. NCBI's taxonomy places the organism in Eukaryota, Vitrellaceae.